This is a messenger RNA of Spirodela intermedia, 387 nucleotides long. The record is from the annotation of a GenBank genome assembly. NCBI's taxonomy places the organism in Eukaryota, Viridiplantae, Streptophyta, Magnoliopsida, Alismatales, Araceae.
AUGGCCGCAGAUGUGCUGGAGCAGACGAGGGGGGAACAGAAGCACGACAUCGUCCACAUGCUGAUCAUGCGCAACAACUCCUUCGUCACGGUGACGGACGCGAAGGGGAACAAGAAGCUCGGGGCCUCCGCCGGAUCCCUGGACCAGGGAAAGUCCUCCCGCUACGCCUGCGAUGCCACCGCCGAGCACGUGGCCCGUACGGCGGUCAACCUGGGGCCGGCCGUGAUCAAGGUCAAGGGAUCCGCCUUCUUCAAGAAGAAGAAGGAGGCAAUCUUGGGGUGGAAGGAGGGCUCAAGCUAUGGCGACCAGUCACGGAUCGUCCAGCUCCAGGACGUCACUCGCCUCGCCCACAACGGAUGUCGCCGCCGCAAGCAGCGCCGCAUUUGA